CUCUUCGUCCAUCAGUCGUCUGGCUUUUCGUCCGCUCCUUCGUCCAUUCCUUUAUCUAGGCCUUCCAGUCAUCUCUUCGUCCAUUCUUCGUCUGGUCUUCCGUCCACCUCUUCGUCCACCCUUUUGUCUAGACCUUCCAUCCACCUCUUCGUCCAUCCCUUCAUCCAUCCCUUCAUCUAGGCUUUUCGUCUAACCUUUCGUCCACCCCUUCGCCCGGCUUUCCGUCCACCCUUUCGUCCACCUCUUCGUGCGUGUGGAAGGCCUGCGGCGGAGCCAGCCGGGACCGGUUCUUCCUCCCCCACCUCCCUUUCGGGACCAGCAGGUGCCCGGGGGUCACCAGGAGUCACCCAGUCCCCCAACCACCCCCUACCUACCCCCGACCGGUCACCUUCCCGCGGACUCCUCCCCGCCGAGGCCGACCUCGGGGCCGUGGCCCUCGCCCGUGCCCAGUGGUUCUCGAAGCCGAAGGCCACGUGUGUCUGUCCCCAGGGAGACCACCUUGCCACCCUCCCAGAAGGUGCCAAGGAGCACCAGAGAGGACCCUCUGCCGGACAGUGGACAGACGUCCCGAGGACCAGCUCUCCAGUCGGGCACCAGACACAAAAAUGGAAUUCCUGUAUCUUCUUGGAAACUCUGAUGAGCUCAAGGAAAACUCCCAGAAAUAUCAGAAGACAAAAAAGCCCAAAAAUGUUCAUGUGGCUGGUGCGCUUAAGCAGACCGUGCCUGAGCUGUGUGAAGAAAAGGACCUUAUGAAGCCUUGUUUGGAAUACCAGGGGCUGUUGAAGAAUGUUUCAAAUAUUUCCAGUCUCAUGGCUCGCAAAAAGAACAAAAAGUUUAAAAACAAGCACUGUGGGGAUGGGUCAGAAGAUCUAGAUCCUGCUUAUUCCACCCAAUGCAGUGGAGAGAACCAGGCGUUUUCUUGUUCAUCUGCAUCUGAAAUUGGCAAGAAAACAAAGAAAGACAAAGGUCGCCGCAAAGUCUGUCCAGAACAACCAUCAGACGCGGCUUCCAGAAGUGUUUGCAGAAGCCCCCAGGCCCCUAGAAAAAGCCCCGGGGACCAGCCGAGACCUAGAGGGUCCAGUGUUGGCCGUCUCCCGAGUCCAGAGUUUGGUGAGGGGAAUGCAGGCCCUGCAGGAGGGGGUGGUUCUUCUCAGACCCUGUAUCAGCAUGGGGGCUUUGAGUCCGUUCUAGACCAAUUAGCUGGUGGGACGAUGACAGGUUUCAAGAAGCCAUGGAAACCGCACAAGGAAGCAUCUGUCCAUGGGGUGUCGGGAAUCCCCUCCCCUGAAACAGACAGCUGUCGGAGCGACACAGAUCUUCUUUUGUCUUCCGCUCCCACCGGCCCGGAAUUUCACAGUGACGGCUCGGGAGAUGAAUUGAGUGUGCGGGGCCCCAAGGCAAAGAGACUGUCUCGGAGAAGGAAAUCCAGAACCGAAGAGACUCCUGAUCGCCCUGAUCUCAGCCAAGAGGUUUUUGUAGUUCAGGAGUCUUUUGUCCCAGGGCCUGUCCCGAGGAGUCUGGACCUCUCCCAGUACUUCCCAAGUCUUCCGUCGUCCAGAGCGAGCUGUGGGAGACAGUGUGACCGAUCCAUCCCCUCUAGAGAGGUUUCACGGGAGAGACCGCCAUUGCCUUCAAACGAUGAGGAAGCCCAGAAACUUGAAGGCCUUUUUCUGAAUCAUUUUAAAACCCGAAAGAAAAAAAAGAGCCAGGUAGCAACACAGGAAAAGGCCAGUCAGACAGAGAACUUCUUUAGUUCUCCAGCCCUGUCCACCUUCUUGCUCUUUAGACAAAGAAAACAGGAGGCAGAGGAAAAGCCCUUGGAUUUGCGUGUGCCGGGAAGGAGAGAAUCACUCUCCGCGGGCAGCGCUGGGGCCUCGCCAGGGCCUAGGGAGACCACGUGCCUCCUAGAAGAUGAGCCUCCCGGUUCAGAAAUCCUCCUCGUUGGCGAGAGCAGGAAGGACACCUGCCGUCAAGCCCGGCCGCGAAGAGCCGGCAAGAGAAGAUAUGUCCAGACGCUACUUAAUUCUUCCUUUUACUUCAAGAUGAAAGGUGAGCCGGGCACUAACGUAUCCAAGGAGCCUCUGGUCAAGUCGAAGGUCAAAAUAAAAGCAAAGAGCAGUUCUAAAUGAUUUUUCGGAAGUUGUAUGGAAAGAUGUACCGCGCAGGUUUCCGAAGCACAGUUAUCCAAUUCACAUGUUUGGGUGCCAUUUAGCGUUAUCGACCGGUGGUGCUUGUGGAGCACUUUACUGGGUGCAGGGGAUUCUACUAAGCGCCUAAAAUGUGUGUGUGGUGGGGGUUUUUAUACCUUAAUAGUUUGUUUUCUUGCAAACACAAAAAGGGAAGGGAAAUGAAGCAACCCAUUUGUGAGGCUAGCAGGGAGAUUUCAGCAAAAAGAGAUACUUCAAAACAAAUAACCGUAUUUUUGUUGUUAAGUCAAGUACACAGAAUUAAAGUUACUGUUCGCUCUCCAGAAA
Ornithorhynchus anatinus (platypus) is the source of this 2474-nucleotide messenger RNA. RefSeq lists its product as uncharacterized. NCBI's taxonomy places the organism in Eukaryota, Metazoa, Chordata, Mammalia, Monotremata, Ornithorhynchidae. Bases 606 to 2129 code for a protein of 507 amino acids. The transcript has 2 exons. The record is from RefSeq and is a predicted model, not a curated record.